Messenger RNA from Ipomoea nil (Japanese morning glory), 4213 nucleotides. Its product is annotated as squamosa promoter-binding-like protein 14. The transcript is spliced from 11 exons. Bases 362 to 3538 code for a protein of 1058 amino acids. The record is from RefSeq and is a predicted model, not a curated record. NCBI's taxonomy places the organism in Eukaryota, Viridiplantae, Streptophyta, Magnoliopsida, Solanales, Convolvulaceae. Gene Ontology annotation, cellular component: nucleus. Gene Ontology annotation, molecular function: DNA binding.
CCCCCUUUUUAACCCUAAUUUACCAUUUUUGUGGUUUUGCCAAUGCCAGCUAGCCUGUCUGCCAAACCCCAAAGCAAUCCUUCUCUCCUCUCAGACAAUAAACAAAUUAACUAAAAAAUUAAAUAAAGAAAAGAGAAGAAAAGAAGAGUUUGUUCAUCAAAUGAAAUGAGAACACAGAAAAGUUAGCUACAGGGGACCUUGACCUUUCUUUCUCUUUCAGAUCUCUUUGCUUUGUCGCCUAGACUUGGAUCUUUGGAGUUUUCCGCAGUGGAUGAGUUUGAAGAAGUAAAGAUCUUGAGAUGAAUUCCUCCUCAGGGUUUUUGAUCCUUGUAGUGAUGUAAGAUCUUAGGGAUUUAUAGAGAUGGAGGAUUUGAGUGGAAGAGUAGCUUCCCCAAUCAUGAUUCACCAUCAAUCACUUGCCGGUGGGUUGUGUGACCCUCGUUCUGUUGCGAAAAAACGCGGUCUUUCGUUUCAGCCUACGCAGAAGCGGGAUUCAUGGAAUCCCAGAGCUUGGGAAUGGGAUAGCGCCAGGUUUGUGGCCAAACCGGUAGAAUCUGAUGCGCCGCGGCCGGAAUUGCAGAGGAGAAGCCAGGAACAGUUGAAAGAACAAAGCUUUAACGACAAGCCUAUCUGUGUCGUGGAAGAUGAUGAGACUCUUACGCUCAACCUUGGCGGUUGCGUGUUGAAUUCGGCAGAAGAGGCGCUGUCGCGUCCCAGUAAACGAGUCCGAUCUGGAUCUCCUAACACCUCUAACUAUCCUAUGUGCCAAGUUGAUAACUGUAAAGAAAAUCUCACCAAUGCUAAGGACUACCACCGACGCCAUAAGGUCUGUGAGGUGCACAGUAAAGCAAGCAAAGCUUUGGUCGGGAAGCAGAUGCAACGGUUUUGCCAGCAGUGUAGCAGGUUCCACCCGCUUUCGGAAUUCGAUGAGGGUAAGAGAAGCUGUAGGCGAAGACUUGCUGGGCAUAACAAGAGGAGGAGAAAAACUCAGCCUGAGGAGACAACAUCGCGGCCAAUGCUUCCUGGGAGCAAUGAUGCUCCUGGGAAUCGAGACUUGGAUAUUGUCAAUUUGCUAGCAGUUAUAGCCUCUGCUCAAGGUAACAAUGAGAAAAGGAGCACUAACCUCUCACCUCUACCUGAUAAAGACCAGAUAAUGCAAGCUCUUAGUAAAAUUAAUUCAUUACCCUUGCCAGCUAAUGUAGUUGACAAAUUGCCCAUUAGUGGGAGCUUAAAUGGUACCAAUGCCAAUCAAUUACCCUCAUCGGGCAAAGCUAGGGAGAACACCGCAUCUCCUUCAACUCGGGACCUGCUUGCUGCACUUUCAGCAGCUUCGGCUGGUGCUGCUUCUGAUGCAGUUGAUGUUCAGUCCCAAAGAAGCAGCCAAGGGAGUGACUCCGAGAGAAGUAAAUCAGCGUGUGUUGGACAUGAUACACGGAUCAAUUUCCAAAAACGGCCACCUUUAGAGCUUUCAUCAGUUGGAGGAGAGAAAAGUAGCACAAGUUACCAAUCACCUGAGGAUCUAGACUCAAACAUUCAAGAGACUCAUCAUAAUUUACCACUACGGCUUUUUACUUCCCCCGCUGAAGAUGUUUCCACACACACACCUCCAGUUGGCAGGAAGUAUUUCUCUUCUGAGAGCAGUAAUCCUUCAGCAGGGAGGUCGCCUUCAUCUUCUCCGCCAGUUGUGCAGAAACUAUUUCCUGUGCAGGACUCUAGAGGAUCAACGAACCCUGAUAGGAUAUUUGCCAGCAGGGAGGAGAAUAGCAAUGUUAAGGAAGCUAAAACAAAUGGUUGUGUAACGUCGUUUCAGCUUUUUGGAGGCUUAAUAACUGGGGCCGACAGUUACUCGAUUCAAAGUUCUCCUUAUCAGACAGGCUACACAUCUUCUUCUGGAUCUGAUCAUUCACCUGCUAGUUUGAACUCCGAUGCUCAGGAUCGAACUGGACGCAUAAUGUUUAAACUAUUUGACAAAGAUCCCAGUCACUUGCCUGGGUCACUGCGAACGCAGAUCUACCACUGGCUCUCAAAUAUUCCUUCAGAAAUGGAGAGUCACAUUAGGCCUGGUUGUGUAGUUCUGUCACUUUAUUUGUCCAUGCCGUCUCCUCUGUGGGAGCAACUAGAAGAAAAUCUCUUCCAAUAUGUUAAGGCAUUGAUUAAAGAUGUUGAUCCUCAAUUUUGGGCAAGUGGAAGAUUUAUAGUUAGAACCGACAAGCGAUUGGCCUCACAUAAUGAUGGUAACAUACAUGUAUACAAAUCCAGGAGAGCGUGGAGAUCCCCAAAGUUGAUGUGUGUCUCCCCUUUGGCAGUUGUUGGCGGGCAGGAGAUAUCUCUCACGCUCAGGGGGACAAAUUUGAAUUUCCCCGGCACUAAGAUUUAUUGCACACAUGCAGGUGGCUACAGAAUAAGGUCGGUCAAAACAUCAACUUGGCAGGAUACUGUCUGUGAGGAAAUAAUCAUUGGCAAUUUUAUGAUCCAUGGCACGGCUCCUAAUGUACUGGGGCGCUUUUUCAUUGAGGUUGAAAAUGGUAUCAGAGGCACCAGUUUUCCUAUUAUUGUAGCUGAUAAUGCAGUGUGUGAAGAAUUGAGGUGCCUUGAAUCUGAUAUAAGCGAAGCUGAGAAUGUUCGUGGUGCAGCUUUAGGACAUGGAAACCCUGGUUUUGAAAUGUCCAGGUCAAAGGAAGUUGUCCAUUUCUUAAAUGAGCUUGGGUGGUUAUUUCAAAGAAAGUGCAGCUCCUCAUUUGAGAGUCAAGAUUUUAAGAUUAUCCGCUUCAAAUUUCUGCUAAUAUUCUCUGUUGAGCAUGAUUUUUGUGCACUGGUCAAAACUCUUCUAGACAUUCUGCUGGAGAUUAACUUGGCUAUGAAAGGGCUAGAAAAUGAGUCUUUGGAGAUGCUAUUAGAACUCCAACUUCUGAGCAGAGCUGUUAAAAGGAAAUGCAAGGACAUGGUUGAUUUGCUUAUUAAUUUCUCCGUAUCUGUACCUGGUCACGACGUAAAGUAUAUUUUCCUACCAAAUCUUCCCGGGCCUGGUGGUAUUACACCUUUGCAUCUUGCAGCUUGUACAGCAAAUUCAGACGAUGUGGUUGAUUCUUUGACAAGCGAUCCACAGGAGAUUGGUUUGCAUUGCUGGAAUUCCCUUGUUGAUGAAAAUGGACUCUCCCCUAAUGCGUAUGCUUUAAUGAGGAAUAACCACUCCUAUAACAAUCUUGUAUCUCAGAAGCUUGCCAACCGGGAAAAUGGCCAUGUAUCUGUAUCGAUUGGGGGUGAAAUAGAUCAGCUAGAAAUGGACGAGGGCCAUAAUAAACAGGCAUUCCAGGUUGACCAGGGCCCCAAAUCGUGUUCGAAGUGUGCAGCUGCUGCAAUGAGACAUAGCCGCCGGGGGGUUCCUGGUUCACAAGGAUUACUUUAUCGCCCAUACAUUCAUUCGAUGCUUGCUAUUGCUGCUGUGUGCGCUUGUGUCUGUGUCUUCUUUCGAGGCGCCCCGGAUAUUGGGUCAGUCGCCCCCUUCAAGUGGGAGAACUUGGAUUUCGGCCCACUGUAACUCAAGAUUGACUAGAGCGAGAAAUUUGAAGUUUGAACCUCGAUUGAUAUAUAGGUUGUUGUAGUAAAAACUAAUCGGAGGGACAUAUAUAAUAACCAAGCAGCAGAUGGAGGACCACUUGUUCGUGAAGAUGACCUCGUCCUAUCAGUGGAACCACCGGGAAGGCUCGUGUGCUGCCUGCUCCAGUCCCGAAUACUAUCUAUGCUUUAUACAACAAGUGUUUCUAAGUUUCGAGUGGAGUCAAAACUCAGAAUGGUAUUGCGGCAUUUGUCUCUGUAGUGGCGGCUGGGGUUCGGCUCGGGCAAUUGCAACGUAACUUUUGAUGAAAUGGAAGAGGGAAGAGGUAUAACCGCUAAACCGAGGCGACGAGGCAAGAACAUGAGGCUGUUAUUGUAAAGCUCAUCAAGUAAGUUGUUCUGUUGGCUAGUGAUAGGAUUCUGGUAAGUUGACUAAUUUCUUUUUGUUCUCUUUUGUUUGUAUUUUUUUUUUUUUUUUUGGGUGGGUGUGGGUGGACUAGAGGAUAACUGACUUUGGCUCCAUUUUGUUACUGUAAAGAAUUAGUAGGUGCACCAGAUGUUACACUAUUUAAUAUCUAUAUCAUAUAUGGUUGGACAGUAACUAUUAUUCUUUUCAAAUAUAUUGACAAUAAUAUAGUACUCCGUAUUUGAUGUUUCA